AUGUAUAAAAAGGUGUUCAUAGUAAUGUUAAUAAAACUAAUAAAUAGAAAAAGUUUAUGCUUCAUUAGCAAUAAGCUAACUACAAAUUUCCGUUUUAAUGGAUUAAAAAUACCAAUUUCAACAACACGUAAUUUACAGUUAAAAUCGCAAGUUCCCGGUCAAUUACCCCAAGUUACAACUCAAACUUUAGAUAACCAUGAUAUUUCACAGAAUACAUCAAACUUACCCGAUAUAACUAAGCAAAUAUGUGACAAAUAUGAGCAAAUAAGGACAGAUAAAGUGGAACUUUUGGAGGUUGAUAAUGGAGUUUUGAAGAAAAAUUUAUGCCUGAAAACAUACUGUAAUUUGGUCAAGUACGCAAAAGAGUUAAAUACAGUUUUUGACAAAUCAACAUUCAUUGGUUGCACACUACUGGAACAAGAGAAGAAUAAAAACGAUUCAUUUGAUUAUAAUGAUGGUUCACAAAUGGGUGUUGAUAAGUGUAUUUUGCAUUUUAGAGGUUAUGAACGCGGAGAACUGCUAUGUCUUUGUUUUAGUCCAAAGUUUUUCCCUUUGAUCCCUACACCUUCGGUGCCCUACAGAAGCUUUACAGAACGUCGUUUAGAGUAUUUUGAGCAUGUGUUAUCAGGUUUAACAGGGCUUAGACUAAGUAAAAUACGCACACCAUAUCAUUUUAGGAAUGUUAUUUCCAUGGAUUUCGCUGAUGCAGUUGACUCUGAUAAGGUUAUUUACAAGUUAAUUGUGCUCUCGGACAGAACAAACAAGUUAUUAUUGGUUGAUAGCUCUGACGAGACUGUUUUGGGUUCUUCGGAAACCCUAAUUGAUCCGAAGGAUAAUCCUGUUGGUGAUAAUGGUGAAGUGGGUAGGACCUUUAGUUUACCAGUAAUAAAUAAGAAGACGCCUAGAGUUGACGAGAGCUUUGAAGAGUUUAGGCUAAAUUUUAAAAAUCUGAACAACAUGACAAUUAUCAAGGCCAUGUUGAGUGUUUAUGAAGGGAUCGACUACACUUUCUUGACAUCACUUUGUUCCAAGCUUUCAAUUGAUCCAUCUACUUUGUUCUACAGAAUCCCAGAUUUAAACUUAUUCCACUCUGAAUUUAUAAAUAAAAUACGUCAAACAAUUGAUAAUAGUGGCGGAUACAAUGAUAUGAUUGGAAUGAUAUACAAUAUAUAUGGAGGGACAAGUCCAGUUUAUAGACUUAAUAGAUUAUUGGAGAAGACAACGAAGUUGUCUGUGGAGUUUAAAGAUAAGCUAGAAAAAAUCGCAAAACAGUGUGCUGAUGACGAAAAUUACGAAAAACUUUCGAUGGUUAACGAAAAAAUUGAAAACAUUACCGAUUAUCAGAAUGCAAUCAAUGACAUUAAACUCACUAACGAUGUCAAGAAAUUACCCAAUUUGGAAGAAUUUCACGACCAAUUAUUAAUGAUAAAUGAUCUAAAGUCUUACAAAAUAUUAAAAAAGAAGAAGAAAGUCGAGAAGGUGAAAGUGUUAAAGGUUACCAAGAAGACUAAAAAGGUUGGAAAAAUAUUACACGUCCCUGUGAAUGACCGGGACGACUCUCCUAUGAUGAUUGUUGGCAAAAACGCUAAACAGAAUGAGGUGGUAACCCAUGAUAUGAGGGAGAAGGGAGAUCUUUGGCUCCACACUAAGGAUUGUCCUGGAUCUCACGUAAUCCUUAGAAAUUUUAGAAAUGACGACCAUUCUAUUCAAAUUGCAGCUGAUGUUGCUUCCUUCUUCUCCAAGUACAAACAAUUCGACAAUGUGCAGGUGAUUGUCGCAGAGAUCGACAAGGUGAAAAAGGAGAAAAAUUCUCAAAUCGGUGCUGUAACUGUUCAGGAGUUUAAAACUAUUGUUGGAAGCCCAAAACGUGGAGAUCACUUUAUUCAACAGCACAAACUUAAGUCGGCUUAG
Theileria annulata is the source of this 1911-nucleotide messenger RNA. RefSeq lists its product as uncharacterized. Gene Ontology annotation, molecular function: tRNA binding; ribosomal large subunit binding. The record is from RefSeq and is a predicted model, not a curated record. Gene Ontology annotation, cellular component: RQC complex. The transcript has 3 exons. The coding region runs from base 1 to 1911 and encodes 636 amino acids. Gene Ontology annotation, biological process: rescue of stalled cytosolic ribosome. NCBI's taxonomy places the organism in Eukaryota, Apicomplexa, Aconoidasida, Piroplasmida, Theileriidae.